GUACUUUAAAUCUAUUCCCUACUCGAACAGCCAUUACUUAUCACCCUCUCACGACUGACCGAUUCGCAGAAUCAUACCAUCAUGGCAUGCUCCUCCAACACCAAUUCCUCUCGCGACGAGGCCCCACCCUUCGUCAGCACGAUGCCUCCCGCCGACUUCAACUGGCAGAUCACCCUCUCCGGCAAAGUCAUCGCCAUCACCGGCGCCAACCGCGGCAUCGGCCUCGGCAUCGCGGAAGUAUGCCUCGCCAACGCGGCCCAGCACGUCUACUCGCUGGAUCGGAUGGAACCCGAGGAGGAGACCCGGGCGCUGCAACAGCGCUACCCGAACUUCCACUGCCUCGGGGCGGAUGUGACCUCCCAGACGAGCGUGGAGGCGGCGAUCGAUCGCAUCGUGGCGGAGACGGGCCGCAUCGAUGGGCUCGUGGCCAACGCGGGCAUGACGCAGCAUCAGCCUGCGUUGCAGUUCAACAGGGAAGAGGUGGAGCGGCUGUUUGGGCUGAACGUGUACGGAUCCUACUUCUGCGCCCAGAUCGCGGCCCGCAAGUUCAUCGAGCUGGGCAUCAAGGGGUCCAUCGUCAUGACGGCCAGUAUGACCUCUUAUCGACCGAAUCGCGCCGCCCCGUCCGCGCCCUACGGCGCUACCAAAGCUGCCGUGCGCAACAUGUGCCACACCCUCGCGAUGGAAUGGAGCCCCCACGGCAUCCGGGUCAACAGUGUCUCGCCCGGGUUCGUGCGCACCGCCAUGACCUACUACGUGGAGACGGCGCCGGACUGGCCUCAAAAGAUGGAGAACUACGGGGGCAUGCCGCGGCUGGCCGACCCGCGCGAGCUGGGCGGCGCCUAUGUCUAUCUGUUGAGUGAUUGCAGUUCAUACACGACGGGGAUUGACAUUCCUGUUGCGGGGGUGGUUGGGGCCUGUGAAUGUCAGUCAGGGGUCCAAGGCGAGCCAAGAAGUUUCAUGGCGAAAGAAAUGGAGAACCACGAAUUUCCCUUCCUCGAGGAGGUCUUCACCCCAGCCGGACCGCCCAAGAUCGAGUGCAGCUUCGUCUUCGUCCACGGCCUCAACCCCCGCGGUCGCGUCGACCACCCCUACGAGACAUGGACCCACGCCAACGGCACCUUCUGGCCCCGCGAUUACCUGCCCCAGGACAUCCCCCAGGCCCGCGUCUUUGUGUAUGGGUAUAACUCCAACAUCACCAGUCCGCAGAGUAUGUCCACGGCCGGUGUGAAGGAUCAUGCGAAUACGUUGUUGAAUCUGUUGGAUUUGGAGCGGGAUCCGAAUAUGAAUGUACGGCCGCCAAAGAUCAUAUUCGUGGGACAUAGUCUGGGAGGGCUGGUGAUCAAGCAGGCCCUGCUGAACGCCCACGAAGACCCCAAGUACAACGCCAUCCGCAACAACACCUACGGGCUGGUCUUCUUCGGAUGCCCCCACCGCGGCACUAAAGGCGUCGAAUUGGGUAAGAUUGCGGCCAAGGUGGCGCGAUUCGUGGCCAAGGGCCAUGCCAGCAACGACCUGCUCGACAGUCUGGAGCACAACUCGCUCUUUACGCGGCAGAUGACGAGUCGCUUCUCCCACCAGCUGGAGGACUACCGGGUGAUCAGCUUUGUGGAGGGCAAGGAGGUGCUCCUGGGGGGCGUGGGGCCUGCCUCUGUCAGUCAUCUGGUGGUCGACGAGGAAUCCGCCGUGCUGGGCCUCCCCGGCCAACGCGAGACCCGCCUCAAACUCGACGCCGACCACUCGCAGAUGUGCAAGGUGGGCGCCCGUGGCGCCAUGUACAAGAUGAUCAAGGGCAACAUCAAGCAGAUCGCCGACCAGGUCCUGGCCACAGAACAGGGAUACAUCCCUUCCCCCUCCAGCGCCAACUCGACCUCCCCCCACCCCGCGCCACCACCCAUUCCCCCCCGCCUCCCCGUCAACAGCAGCAUGCCCUACCCCUCGCCGCAGAGCCCCCCGCCCAUCCCCAAACGCGUCACCGGCGCCUUCUUCACCGCCGUCGACACCGACCCGCGCUCCCUCCAGGCCGCCGCCCUCAAGAACAACUGGCAAUGGGACGAAGCCCGCAAGCUCGAGUACGCCAUUUUCCAGGAGCACCUGCGCAACCUUGGGGCGGACCACCACAGCACCCUCGAGAUCGGGUACCACCUGGCCGAGAUCGAUCUGGAGGCGGCCUACUACCCGAAAUCCGCCGAAUGGGCGCAGUGGGUGUCGACCCACGCGCAGCGGGUCUUCGGCGCCAAACACCCGCUGGCCAUGAAGGCGGAGAGCCUGUUGGGCGAGGUGCUGGCGCACCAGGGCAAAGGCCAGGAGGCGGAGUCGGUGUGCGCCAACGUGCUGGCGCGCCAGCAGAUGAGCAUCGGCGAGGACGAGCUCGACACGCUGCUGACGCGCCGCCGGCUGGCCGUCGCGUACGGGGCGCUGGAGCGGCGCGCCGAGGCCGUGCAGGCGCUCGAGAAGCUCACCGAGCGGCUCCGCCAGGUGCUCGGCCCCACGCACAUCCGCGUCUACGGCGCGGUGCUGGACACCGCCGAGCACAUGGUCGCGCUGCGCUCCAACGACACCACGCAGCUGGUCACGAUGCGCUUCCACCCGGCCGUCGAUCCGAUGGGCCAGGCCUUUGCGGCGGUGUCGCAGGAGUUGAUGCAGCUGCUGGGCGCGUCGCACCCGCUGGCCAUCAAGAGCGUGCGGCUCCUGGCCGCGAGCCAGAUGCUUGAGCCCGACGGCACGGCCGCGGCGUCGGAGACCUUCCGGCGCGCCCUGGCGGCCAGCGAGGAGUAUCUGGGGCCCGAGCACCCGGAGACGAUGGCGACCGUGGCGCUGAUGGGGGUGAUGUAUGCGUCGCAGGGCCGGAUCGGGGUGGGCACGUUCGUGGGCGCCCACCCCUCGCACACGGAGCUGGCCUCCCCCUGGCUGCUGCGGUAUCUGGGGUGGUGUGAGACGCGCAUGGGCGCCGACUGCGUCGAGGUGCAGUCCGUGCUGGACAUGCUGGCCAAGCUGUACUUCGAGGCCCGGGAUUACGUGCAGAGCCAGGAGUACUACGAGCGGCUGGAGCGGAGUUAUCGGGCGGCGGGCAAGGCGAUGCCCGAGCAGAGCGCGAAUUGGUUGCAGCUGUGUCGCAUGAACACGCGGUAUUUGGCGCCGAAGAAGGAGGUCGGGCUGCAGGGACUACUGAGGCAGUUUCAGCGGAUGUAGACGAGACUCUCUGGAAGAGGUGGCUGCUGCACUGGGUUUGUUUGCGUUGCUGCGAUAGCUGAGUAUACCACGCUGGUUAUGAAUGCAU
Aspergillus brunneoviolaceus CBS 621.78 is the source of this 3280-nucleotide messenger RNA. RefSeq names its product LipA and NB-ARC domain protein. Gene Ontology annotation, molecular function: protein binding; oxidoreductase activity, acting on NAD(P)H, oxygen as acceptor. Lineage: Eukaryota; Fungi; Ascomycota; Eurotiomycetes; Eurotiales; Aspergillaceae. The record is from RefSeq and is a predicted model, not a curated record. The transcript has 9 exons. The coding region runs from base 82 to 3192 and encodes 1036 amino acids. Gene Ontology annotation, cellular component: intracellular anatomical structure.